Molecule: messenger RNA, 1159 nt
Organism: Tigriopus californicus
Lineage: Eukaryota; Metazoa; Arthropoda; Copepoda; Harpacticoida; Harpacticidae
Product: pro-corazonin-like
Exons: 3
Coding region: 81-413 (110 amino acids)
Biological process (GO): positive regulation of heart contraction
Molecular function (GO): corazonin receptor binding
Source: RefSeq, a predicted model, not a curated record
GUCCGCAAUUUAUCUGUUCAAUUGCAAUUGAGAACGAGCCAACUCACGCCUGACAACCCAGCCCAAUAUCCACCUCAGCCAUGAGUAAGUCCAGCGCGUCAAACUUCAUUGUGAUCUUGGUUUUGGCUAUGGUCGUGAGCCAGUGCGUGUCUCAGACCUUUCACUACAGUCAUGGUUGGACCAAUGGGAAGCGAAGUGGACCGCCACCCUCCUUGGGGUCCAACUCAUUCCGCCCGGAGAGUCCUUAUAAAUCCGAGCAGCUCCUUCAGUUGUUAAAUGAAGUGGAACCCUUGAAACCUGUCAAUAUUGAAAGUCCAUUGAUUCUUCUCCCGGUGUCCAAUGGAGGUCAAAUGGCCUCGUACAAACUUUAUACGAUGGACGCUAACAAGUUACUGACCGAGAACGAGAAUUAAAUGGUCUAUUUGAUCCCGGCAAUGACACCAUUAUCCGACCAACUGGCGAACGAUUGAUUGAUUGACUGCUUGAUUGAUUGUUGAUUUUCGUUCCAAGCAAUAACGAUGUUAGAUGUUCCAAAGUGUUGCUUACUUACAAGUAAAGUAUGAUGGCUCAUGGGCGCAAUUGCAAGUACACAUGAUAGAUAUGCAGAGAAUGACUUUAUAACCGAUGAGGACAACAAUUCAGCACUCAGGAGGGCCUCACUCACGAUCUACAACCAAUCAUCACACCUGUCAUUAUCAUAAACCCGUCGGAUCCACAUUUCGCCCAAGCCAAAGUCAAAUCAACCCUAGAACCAUUUUGCUCCACUCCUCUCGUCCGAGGAACUUUGGUGGUUCUCAGGAGUCAAGCACUACAGUAGUAGUCAUCACUAUGAACAUGUAAACUUAACAUCCUCAACUGCAAGAUCAACUAACCACAAUACUCGUCAGUCCAAAAGACAACAAAAAUACUGCGUUGCUCCAGCUUCGAAUUUCGUUUGUUUUUUAUCCGAGAUUCCGGCAGAUCCUUUUGCUCAGUGAAGAAGCAGUGCUGAAAAUUGGUUGAUUGACAUGGGUUGUGUCUCUGUGUUUGGCAUUAUUCAUUAUAUCGUUUGUUCUCCCAUGACUCGACUUUGAACCUCGUUUCAUGCUCCUUAAUGUCCCAUUUCGACACAUGUUUUUUGAUAUCGGAAGUUUGGGGAAAUAAAACUCCUUCUUACGUU